Messenger RNA from Liolophura sinensis, 3938 nucleotides. RefSeq names its product sodium/glucose cotransporter 4-like. Gene Ontology annotation, molecular function: D-glucose:sodium symporter activity. NCBI's taxonomy places the organism in Eukaryota, Metazoa, Mollusca, Polyplacophora, Chitonida, Chitonidae. Gene Ontology annotation, biological process: transmembrane transport. The transcript is spliced from 16 exons. Gene Ontology annotation, cellular component: plasma membrane. The record is from RefSeq and is a predicted model, not a curated record. The coding region runs from base 506 to 2440 and encodes 644 amino acids.
CUAGUUUUCUUGCAGUGAUUUUCCAUUCACCAGUACCAGCCUCACAGAUGAAACUACAUACAUAACUCUAGCCGUGUUUAAGCCGUGCUGGGAUCCCCUCGAGACAGAAGCCUUCAUUAGACUUCUAAGCUCAAAGUAGAAGCCUAUUGUUCAUGCUCGCAUUAUUUCGUUAAAAACAACACGUGGUGCAUCUGAAGUAGCCUGUGAUGGGGGGUUGAUAUGUUCUGCUGGCCAGCCGAGGAGUUGCAUGAGUCUACGAGAAAGCGGGCUUUCAGUGAGAUAUCAGGUGAUCUUGGUAGGAGAAGGCUGACACUAUUUGAACAAGAAGUGUGUUCUGAAUUGCCUGGCAUUGUCAAGUGUCAUUAUCGGUAGCGGAGCUGGCAUAUCUGAGCAGAACCUGUGCGCAUGCUAACUUGCAGGCAGGCAUAACGCUGCAGAGUUGGCCGACCCAAAUAUCGCACUUCCAAACUAUAUGAAAGAUCGGUUGUCUUAAUUCUAUAUCAAGAUGGUUGUGCAGGUGGCAGAGUUAGCAUGGGGAGACUAUGUCACGAUUGCAGUCUACUUCGUUGUUGUUCUCAUUGUCGGCAUGUGGUCCACUUUCCGUCCGAACCGAGGAACGUCAGCUGGCUAUUUCUUGGCGGGGAAGGACAUGAGCUGGUUUCCGAUCGGAGCGUCGAUAUUUGCUAGCAAUGUAGGAGCACCAAUGUUUAUUGGUUUGGCCGGUACGGCAGCUGCCUCCGGCUUUGCUGUAGCGAUAUACGAGUGGCACGCUAUCUAUUUGCUGAUUGCACUGGGCUGGGUUUUUGUUCCCGUGUACGUGGCAUCUGGGUCCUUCACCAUGCCCGAGUAUUUGAAGAAACGGUUUGGUGGAAAACGGUUACGAAUUUAUCUCUCCUUUUUGGCCUUGGUUCUGUACGUUCUGACAAAGAUAUCGUCUGAGAUCUACUCGGGAGCGAUCUUCCUGCAGCAGAUUCUGGGAUGGAACAUCUAUCUGGCCGUGCUGUUAAUACUGGCUGUAACAGCAAUCUAUACAAUAGCAGGGGGAUUGGCCGCUGUCAUAUACACGGACACCUUACAGACCAUUAUAUUACUCAUCGGAUCCUUCAUCUUGAUGGUUAUAGGGUUUAUCCGUGUUGACGGCUGGGAAAACAUGUUAAGGCUCUUCAUGAAAUCGGCGGCGAACUACACCCUGGCUGACCCGGUCAAGUACAAAUGUGGUUUACCCCGUGAGGACUCUUUCCAUGUGUUCCGUGACCCCACCACCGGGGACAUACCCUGGCCCGGAGCCGUCUUUGGACUGACAAUUGUGGGCACUUGGGUGUGGUGCAAUGAUCAGGUCAUGGUACAGCGAUGUUUAUCAGGGAAGAAUUUAUCACACGCCAAGGGAGGGACAGUGCUGGCAGCAGGAUUGAAAAUCCUUCCGUUUUUUCUCUUCAUCAUCCCGGGCAUGAUCAGCAGAAUUCUCUUUCCUAACGAAGUGGCCUGUGCGAAACCGGAUGAGUGCCGGAAGUUCUGUGACAAUCCCGCUGGAUGCACAAACAUAGCUUACCCGUUGUUGGUUCUUCGAAUUAUGCCAUCAGGGCUGCGAGGUGUAAUGUUAGCCGCCUUAUUAGCCGCCCUUAUGAGCUCCCUCACAUCCAUAUUCAACAGUGCUAGUACUAUGCUUACGAUGGACUUGUGGCGUAGGUUCCGACCAAAGGCUAAGGAAAGGGAGCUCAUGAUAGUCGGAAGAUUGUGUGUCCUUGUUUUGGUGGGACUUAGUAUCUUGUGGAUACCCAUUUUACAAGCAUCUCAGGGGGGACAACUGUGGGCGUACCUGCAAGCUAUUUCCUCUUAUGUGGCUCCACCCUGGACCAUCGUUUUCCUUACAGCUGUGUUCUGGAAGAGGACAACAGAGGCAGGUGCGUUCUGGGGUCUGAUGGGUGGAUUAGCUAUAGGUGUAGCCCGUAUGGCCAUCGAUUUUGCCUAUCCCGCUCCACUUUGCGGUUCCGGGGAUGCAGACACUCGUCCGGACAUCCUCGCUAAGAUACAGUUCCUCCAUUUUGCAAUCAUCAUUUCCUUCCUGACUUUGGUUAUCAUCGUGGUGGUCAGCUUGCUCACAGAACCUCAGAGUCCGGAAAAGCUAAGACGGGUGACAUGGUGGACGAGAAAUGAUAAAAUUGACUAUGAAGAAGAGUCGGAUGAGAGUGAGAUAGAAGAAGAUGACCCAGAAGAACAGGCAUCGUCAAUUAAAAAGAAAAAGUCCGUAGGUAAAAUGAUGUACAACUGGCUGUGUGGGAUUACAGACGAAGCGAAGCCCAAACUAACCAAGGCACAAAAAGCUAUGAUCAGAGAAAAAAUGACGGAUAUUAAAGAAGAUCCUUUUUGGAGCAAAAUGUUAAACAUAUCGGCUGUCAUUGUGUCCGCCCUUACGGCUUUCCUUUUAGGGUUCUUUGGCUAGCCGUUUGGCUUCCGGCUUUUACGUUACGUUUCCUCAGCUGGUUAUCCGCCCUAGGCUUUCUUCGGCUACAGAUUUGCCUUAACGGAUUUGUUUUACGCUUGUUUGGCUUGUUGUUUGCUUUUGUGGGUUUCCUUUAGGUAUCCUUUGCAUUAAUAGUUGAAUUUUAAUAGUUUUGUUGAAGUUAAUGAAAUCCUUCAGUAUAGAUGUUCUGCAUAAAUAUUUCUCUUUGUAGAACAUGUGACGCAAUGAAGAUGCUUCACAUAAACAAAACAAAAUUGUACCGGUAUAGAUAUUUUAGGGGUUAUACGUGGUCAUUUCUCAAAACUUGUAAACCAACGACUGUGUAAUUUGUGAUAAAGUUCCUUUGUGAUUGUUUUAUUUUUCAUAAUAGAGUUACUUUGAUACUCUUUAGGUUUAUAAAAACAGAACUAUCACAUGACUAUUUCUGUCUCGGAUAAUUUAUAUUAAGAAUGCUGUUAAGUCUGUUUUUGCUCGUUAGAUUGUAGUAAAGUGUUUUUGGAAUCAAAAGUCAGUAGGUGAACUUAAACCGUUACAGAAAAGCACCUCUUCUAAAAUGGGAUCAAUAAGACUUGUUUUGUUGAAACAGUCAUCCAUUCGUAGGCAUAUAGAAUAAUACGUUUUGUUACUCGAGUCAUUUGUCAGCUAGUUGUUGUGAAUAUGGUGGCUGGUAUACAUGUACGUAUAUUUAGUGUUUUAAUGCUCACAACUAUUGUGCAUUGAACUGACGAACUUCGGUUUUAGUUCAAUGGAUCCUACUUGGCGGAAUACGUGAGUCAGGAGGUGGAUCAUGUUAUAUAGAAGUUAUGGCGCGUAACAAGCGUCAUUUUUUGUCGUCUUUUCAGCAACAUGAUAAUUUUUGUCAUUCCUGCGAGAUAACUAACUUUCACACCGUUGUCCAAAGUUGUAAAUGAUGUAUAAGAAUUCGCUCACUCUUGACUCAAGAUAAGCUAACGAUAAAUGUGGAUAGUUUCACUCAGGAAAAAACCCAACUGUGUUUUGCGAUGACCAACUGCUACAACUUAACGUACUGCACAGAAAAAGUAGCUUUUAGUGAACUUGUUCGUGACUUUUGUCGCCUCUGUUUAUAUACCUGCCUGGCUAUAUUUAGUUACCCCAAGAUGUACUUCUUUUUACCAUAUAAGUAUUUAUUCGUUACCAUAUUCGGGUUCUUUUAUUGAGUUAUGCGAUACUUAUGUCAGAUUCAGAUUUAAUAUCUCCAUACACAGUGUUCUGUAUAAAUUUGUACGAAUGCCAGUCGCUGGGCUUUCAUAGCGCCUAAAUGCAUAUAUUUGAGCUUAAAAGACUUUGAACAGGUAGACAUGUCUCAUGACCUAAAUAUUCCCUCGUGAUAUUCUUUUGGAUGCUCUACAUUGAUAUCUACAUGGGAAAUGUCUUUUCCCCAACCAGCUUGCUUCUAUGCUCAAAUCGACUUUGUGUGAAAAUCAGAUAAAUAUAUUCUUUUCUACAUGUUUGUUUA